GUUAUCCUAAACGGACAGUACGAAUGCUUAUUUGGAUAAAGUGUUACCCGAACGGAAUAAAUAUCAACAUUAUGUAUUUCAGUCAUAGAUUUUUAAAAGAUUUCAGACGUUUAGAAUACAUUUACAUUUUUAGUGUCUUUUUUGUUGCUAUUUUUUUUCUUCAUGUAAUUCAUUGUUCAAAGUACAUCAUUAUAUUGCGGAUGGUGGAUGCCAGAGAAGAGAGGCGUGUGAUAGCCGAUUGGAAUAGUUCAGUUAGUCAUUCACUAGAGCCUGUAGAGUAAAAUACAACUUUGGAUAAAAAAACAAAAACGACGUCACAGACAAAGUGGUUUGAAGUGAUAACACUUGUGCUUUUGGAAAUAAGUAAAUUAUUAUGUAAAAUUUGUUCAAAAUAUAAAAAAAAAUCUACGCAAGGCGAUCUUUAACAAAUAAAUGAUGGAAUUAUGUGAAACUGGUAUUAAUAUUUGAUACAAUUAAAGAGGGAACUUAGAAUAAAGAAGUAGUUCGAAAAUGAAAACAGGAAAGAAAGUUCUCUGAACAAGCGUGUAUGGGGGAAAUAAUUAAGAAUAAACAAAAUGAAUGAGAGAGAAACUAUGGAAUAUUUCUUUUAAUAUAUUAAUUUGAUCGAUUACAAAAAAAAGAAAUAAAGUAUUAUGAAUGUGAUACCAAACAACGAACUACAAUCAUGGAUUUUAUAAUGUAUUUGGUGUUUAUUCUGCUAUCAUUGGAUCAAGUCUUAAAUGCACCUCACGGACGCCGUCGAAAACUUCAACCAACAUUCCUACCAACACCAAAAGAUAUCAUUGUUCAUCGGGGAGAAUUAGCGGUUCUUAAAUGCCAUAUCAAAGAUGUGGGACCAAAAAAGAUGUCACAUUUUCAGGUUGUAUGGCGGAAAGAAUCAAGCGACGUUCCGUUGACGAUUGGUGAAACAAUUUUCUCGCCAGAGAGUAACAUGGCAAUUCAAGUACACAAAAUAUCAGAACAUGUGAUCCAGUAUGACCUCAUAAUAAAGGAUGUUGAAACAAAGCACAAUGGAACAUAUCUAUGUCAAGUGACAGCAUCUAAAACAUACGCACAUUACGUGACAUUGACAGUUUUGGGUGAGUGUAAUCUAGUGUUUUGUUAUUAUUAUCGUUCACUGGAUAAAUUGUGCGAGAACUAAAUUUAUAUUUAAAAAUGAGGUUGUCUGGUAGAAAGGAUCAAGCGAUUAAACAAUUGAUAACUGAUAUAAAAAACAUAAUUGAAAAUCAAACUUUGCAAUAAAUAAAAAAAUCGUUAAAUAAAAUAAACUUCCAUCAUGUUUAUACGACGUAAGUCUUCAAAAACCGUACAAUAUAAAAAAGCACGCUAACUGCUAAAAAGGUGUAAUUUUGUUUGAAAACAAAAAACCUACACCUUGUAGGUGCACGUUUAAUUUCUUUCUUUCGUUUAGAACAAAGUUUCAAAUUGUGCUUCUUUUCUUCGACUUUAAUCAUAAACUACCUAAAUUCUUUUCUAUUCAUUUCUUAGGUUUUACACAAGAAAAACAUAAAUCCCAUUUAAAAAUUCAUACAAAUAUAGUCGCAUGUUUCAUGAAUCAAAAUGAUGGUGCUUUUUAAUCAAACCGUUUGCAUUAUAUCCUAUGUACUCGUACUUCAUGUAAAAUAUCACCAACUUUGAAACUUACUAUAGCAGUUAAUAAUGAUAUAGUUUAUAGCAAUUAGACUGCACCAUUUUUGUUUGAUUUUCAGAUGAACCU
Ruditapes philippinarum (Manila clam) is the source of this 1738-nucleotide messenger RNA. RefSeq lists its product as uncharacterized. Gene Ontology annotation, biological process: synapse organization. Gene Ontology annotation, cellular component: neuron projection membrane. The record is from RefSeq and is a predicted model, not a curated record. The transcript has 5 exons. NCBI's taxonomy places the organism in Eukaryota, Metazoa, Mollusca, Bivalvia, Venerida, Veneridae. The coding region runs from base 686 to 1162 and encodes 158 amino acids.